Carlito syrichta (Philippine tarsier) is the source of this 567-nucleotide messenger RNA. RefSeq names its product interferon alpha-5-like. Gene Ontology annotation, molecular function: type I interferon receptor binding; cytokine activity. The record is from RefSeq and is a predicted model, not a curated record. The transcript has a single exon. Gene Ontology annotation, biological process: B cell differentiation; humoral immune response; natural killer cell activation involved in immune response. Lineage: Eukaryota; Metazoa; Chordata; Mammalia; Primates; Tarsiidae. Bases 1 to 567 code for a protein of 188 amino acids. Gene Ontology annotation, cellular component: extracellular region.
AUGUUCUUGCCCUUUUCUUUGCUGAUGGCCCUGGUGGUGCUCAGCUGCCAGUCCAUCUGCUCUCUGGGCUGUGAUCUGACUCAGACCCACAAACUGGGUCACAGGAGAGUCUUGAGGCUCCUGGCACAAAUGAGGACAAUCUCUCCUUUCUCCUGCCUGAACGACAGAUAUGACUUUGGAUUCCCCGGGGAGGGGUUUGAGGGCAACCAGUUCCAGAAGGCUCAAGCCAUCUCUGUCCUCCAUGAGAUGAUCCAGCAGACCUUCAACCUCUUCAGCACAACAAAUUCAUCUGCUACUUGGAAUGAGACCCUCCUCGACAGACUCUGCACUGAACUUUAUCAGCAGCUGAAUGACCUUGAAACCUGUGUGAUGCAGGAGAUGAAAGAAGAGACGCCCCCAGUGAAUGAGGACUCCUUCCUGGUUGUGAGGAAAUACUUCCAAAGAAUCACUCUCUACCUAAAAGAGAAGAACUACAGCCCUUGUGCCUGGGAAGUUGUCAGAGCAGAAAUUAUGAGAUCCUUUUCUUCAUCGACAAACUUGCAAGAAAGAUUAAGGAGAAGGAAGUGA